Molecule: messenger RNA, 1313 nt
Organism: Salvia miltiorrhiza (redroot sage)
Lineage: Eukaryota; Viridiplantae; Streptophyta; Magnoliopsida; Lamiales; Lamiaceae
Product: cytokinin riboside 5'-monophosphate phosphoribohydrolase LOG5-like
Exons: 7
Coding region: 349-1017 (222 amino acids)
Biological process (GO): cytokinin biosynthetic process
Cellular component (GO): cytosol; nucleus
Molecular function (GO): hydrolase activity, hydrolyzing N-glycosyl compounds
Source: RefSeq, a predicted model, not a curated record
CCAGCAAAUAAAAGGAAAGCUGCCCCAAAGCCAAACCCCAACACUGCCGCCCCAUAUUUUCGCACAUCUUCUUCUCCAUCUUCCCAAACCUAUGGACUAGAAGAACGGAGCUUUUGUGUCCACGUAGACGACCGUUUGAAAGUACCUUUCCCCAACAAGCCACAGCAGCGAGGUGUUUUGCAGGAAACACGCGGAAGCCAUCAAAUCCUUCAUGCCGAGGCACGAUCGCGCCAGCCCGCCUCCCACCUUUAAGCGCCGUCUCGAGUUGGCACUAAUUGCUACGGCUGGAGAUGCUCUAAGACGCUAAUUACUUGUCUGAAAAAACCAACCAAAACAACAAAAACAAAAAUGGAGCAAGAAAAGAUUGUGAAAUCAAGAUUCAAAAGUGUGUGUGUUUACUGCGGGAGUAGCUCUGGGAAGAGAGAUUGUUACCGGGAAGCAGCGGUCGAGUUAGGCCAAGAGCUGGUAUCGAAAAGGUUGGAUCUUGUUUACGGCGGAGGCGGCAUUGGGCUCAUGGGGCUGGUGGCACGAGCCGUUCAUGGCGGCGGCGGACGUGUUCUUGGGAUCAUACCGAGACCUUUGAUCGGCAAAGAGAAAACUGGGGAGACUAUUGGAGAGUUGACGGUGGUGGCUGAUAUGCACCAGAGGAAGGCCGAGAUGGCCCGCCAUGCUGAUUGCUUUAUUGCUCUGCCAGGUGGUUAUGGUACACUGGAAGAGCUGCUGGAGGUCAUCACAUGGGCUCAACUCGGCAUCCAUCACAAACCAGUGGGAUUGCUGAAUGUGGAUGGAUAUUACAACUACCUCCUAACCUUCAUUGACAAAGCAGUGGAUGAUGGAUUCAUCAAGCCAUCACAGCGCCACAUAUUUGUGUCUGCACCAAAUGCAAAAGAGCUGGUGCAGAAACUGGAGGAAUAUGUGCCUGUGCAAGAUGAAGAUGUUGCCAAAUUGAAUUGGGAGGUUGAGAUUGAGCAAGUGGGAUUCACUGCUCCCCUCAAACAGGCUGAGGUUGCUCUUUGAUGAAGACAGCAAUGAAUUCACAAAAAAAAAAGAAAGAAAAAGGAAUGUAGGGAGACUUGUUUGAUUUAAGUUAAGGUAUCUGCACUAAUCAACUGAACCCUACCAUAAAUGGUGUGGUGCAAAACAAUGGCUAGGACAAGAAUGAGGACACAGUAGUUCUUCUUGUAUUUUUGGAAGUGGGAAAAUAUGCUUUUGUAUGUAUCUUCCUCUCUCUCUCUCUCCCUCUAUAUAUAUAUAUGUAUGUAUGUAUCUGUGUGCUUGUUGGGGUUUUUGUUGAAGGAUAUUUUGCUAUCACA